Molecule: messenger RNA, 831 nt
Organism: Macadamia integrifolia
Lineage: Eukaryota; Viridiplantae; Streptophyta; Magnoliopsida; Proteales; Proteaceae
Product: 40S ribosomal protein S17-like
Exons: 1
Coding region: 107-544 (145 amino acids)
Biological process (GO): translation
Cellular component (GO): ribosome
Molecular function (GO): structural constituent of ribosome
Source: RefSeq, a predicted model, not a curated record
CCCUAGCCCUGUGGUAUUUUGCUCUCAGUCUCCGUUGCAGCUCUUUCACCCGCCCCAGGCCCCAACCCCUAUCCUCGUUGCCUUCUCUCCAACAGGGGCUGCCACCAUGGGACGUGUUCGCACCAAGACAGUGAAGAAAUCCUCUCGACAGGUGAUCGAGAGGUACUACUCUCGAAUGACUCUUGAUUUUCACACCAACAAGAAGAUCUUGGAAGAAGUAGCCAUCAUCCCUUCGAAGCGUCUCCGCAACAAGAUCGCUGGGUUCUCUACCCAUCUCAUGAAGAGAAUCCAGAGAGGCCCAGUUCGUGGAAUCUCUCUGAAGCUCCAGGAAGAAGAACGGGAGCGUAGGAUGGACUUUGUACCCGAUGAGUCUGCCAUUAAGACUGAUUUAAUUGAGGUCGACAAGGAGACUAUAGAGAUGCUUACUGCCCUUGGUAUGGCUGACCUUCCGGGUGUCAGCAAGCAAGCCGAUCCAGCUUCUGGUUCUGCACCCACUUACGGUAGGGGCGGUGGCUUCGCAGGUGGUGCUCCACGGAAGUUUUGAUUCCAAGUAGGGUUUUUGGUUCUUGUACUGUUUCCGUCCAAUGAUUGUUACUUUAGGGGAAGAUGGGUAUUUUUGUUUUUGAUUUGAAGACGGGAGAUAAUUUUAGAGAGAUUUAUUCGGUCUUUAUUAUAAUUUUGUUAAGUUUCACUAGGAAUGGAAAAAGCUAUGUGUUUUUUAAGGGUUUUAUUUCUCUAUGUAUCUUUUUUUUAGAUGAUUUCUUUGUUUGGAUUGUUGUGACAGUAGCUAUGUUUCUGUAUUUACAUUUUGAAGGUGAGUCUGUUUCAUAA